Molecule: messenger RNA, 1192 nt
Organism: Cercospora beticola
Lineage: Eukaryota; Fungi; Ascomycota; Dothideomycetes; Mycosphaerellales; Mycosphaerellaceae
Product: SIMPL domain-containing protein
Source: RefSeq, a predicted model, not a curated record
CGGAACCUGCCAAGUCGGUUAUGCGCCCGCAUCGGUUCAGCCAGCAUUGGCAGCGCGAUGGCAUUGUCGUGUGGGAAGAUGAGCAUGCAUGUCUGCGGCGUGUGAUGCUAUGUAACUCGUGACUCAUCGAGAUGGCAAUGCGGUACUCGAUUCCAGGGUAUAAAAGGUCGCAUCCUCGCCCGUCAGGUAGGAACAACACGAUCUUUCUCUUCCUCCACUUCAAUCAGCCAGAUCAUCCAAGCCAGCAGAGUCUCACAUUCAAGAUGGCAACCACUACUCCUUUCUCCCUCAAAGUCGAAGGCAAUGCAGAGAUCCCGCUUCCAGCUGAGAGAGCUGUCAUCAACGUCUUGGUCAAGAGCGAGGGCCACGAUAAGGAAGCAGUCUCCGACGAGGCUCUGAAUGCCGCCAAGCACGUGGAGAAGCUCCUCCGUGAGAUAUCACCUUCUGACAGCACUCCUGAGGCGAAAGCCGCUUCUCCUCUCGCGCAAUGGUCGAAGACUUCUCUCACAGCCACAAUCUUCAGCCCACGCAACGACGAGGGCCAACUUCAACCUCGCCAAUUUCGAAGCAGCAUCACAUUCGACAUCCGCUUCAAAGAAUUCAAGUCCCUUGGCGCUUUCGGAGCCAAAGUUUCAUCGGUGGCUCAUGUUGAGGUCAAAGAUAUCGAAUGGGUCUUGACCGAAGAGACCCAGGCUACCUACCGCUCGCAACUUCGUAAGAUGGCUGCCAGCGAUGCCAUGAGGACUGCCAAGGACUUUUGUGAUGCUCUUGGCUGUGGGAACCCGCGGCCUGUUGAACUCGAGGCAGAUGGGUAUCGUAGUGCUGGUCGCAAAUAUCACAUGGCGAGCCAGGAAAUUGGAGGAGGCGGUGCUGGGACUGGAGCCUCGAUCCUGCUGGAUUCUACGCCGCUGGAGCUUACGCCGCAGGAGGUUGUCAUGAAGUUGGCAGUGGAUGUGACGUUUCAUGCUGACUCGAAGAGCGGAAGUGCCUGAAUCGAGGAAGAUGUUGUUGAGCGAAAAUGAGGCAUCGUAUCUUUGCUAUCAAGUCUACAUUAAUCCAAAUCCUGCCUUUCGCGUGGGUUUUCUUCUCAUAUUCCAGACACCUGCAGCGCGUGUCCUGCGCCCGAGACCGCUUCUUCUGCAUCCAGCCUUCAGAGCAUGCAGCAUUUCGAACCCGCGCCAUCCAGCUAGGA